Messenger RNA from Fomitopsis serialis, 933 nucleotides. RefSeq lists its product as uncharacterized. The record is from RefSeq and is a predicted model, not a curated record. NCBI's taxonomy places the organism in Eukaryota, Fungi, Basidiomycota, Agaricomycetes, Polyporales, Fomitopsidaceae. The transcript has 5 exons. Bases 1 to 810 code for a protein of 269 amino acids.
AUGCAUCACCACGAGCACCUUGGAUGCGACGCUCUCCUUCACUCUCAGCGACGCCGUGGGAUUCAUGAUGUACGGGAGCGACGACUGGGCCAAGGGCUGUUCAACGUGUCUGUGGCCAGCGACGAUCCAGGAGCGACCGACUCGGUGACCGACAAUUCGAUUCAGUACAGUCCAAGGGCAUUGUGGUCCCAGCUUGACCUUCCGAAGUACCUCGCAACAGGUCUAAACCAAUCGGCUACCUAUCAAGUCAAGAUAGCGAAUCAAGGGGCGAAUUUAACCUCGCAUCUGUGUGCCAGUACAUCACCACUUUCUACUAACAGCGCCACUCCUUCGCUUUCGCAGACACUCAAUGGAGCAAGUACAACACCAUUCGGACCAUCCUCCCCUAGUAUUUCACAAUCAAACAAGCUCUCAACGGCUGCCAUCGGCGCAGGGAUAGCAGUCGGAUGCGCAGUUCUACUCAUACUGUUCGUCGCUCUCUGGAUCACUCGACGGCUCCAGCGUCGAACCUUGAAUAUGCCAGCUCGACUCGAACCAUUCUUCCAGGCACCCCCUAUGAUCGAGCGCAGUUCGACUCGAGCCCAACCUGAAGUUCAACAUGGUAGACCGGUGACGAAGAUUGCAAAAAUGACAGACACCACGACACUGCCGUCCGCUGCUGCAAGCAAGCCGCCGCAUCGGGAUUCUGACCUGUACGAGACCAUUGGUUCGAGGAUACACGAGCGAGACGCAGGGCCUGCGAUCGAACCGCCUGUGUAUGACCCUGCGUGGGCCGUACAUAUGUUACAUCCCGAUUCGAUAGCGUCUUGAACACUUACACGCACAUGGAAAUCUUGACGUUUUGGGCCUGGCCUCCCUGCGAUCCGAGCCUGGACAUCACACGCUCUCUACAUGCAUAAGUCAUAGAUACCAUUCACCUGGAGGGGUAUGACC